Molecule: messenger RNA, 3789 nt
Organism: Amorphotheca resinae ATCC 22711
Lineage: Eukaryota; Fungi; Ascomycota; Leotiomycetes; Helotiales; Amorphothecaceae
Exons: 5
Coding region: 1-3789 (1262 amino acids)
Biological process (GO): sister chromatid cohesion
Cellular component (GO): chromosome; cohesin complex; nucleus
Molecular function (GO): DNA binding; ATP binding; protein binding
Source: RefSeq, a predicted model, not a curated record
AUGGGGAAGCUCAUACGGCUUGAACUAUUCAAUUUCAAGUCCUACAAGGGCCACCACACGCUGCUCUUUGGCGACUCCUACUUCACCUCUAUCAUCGGCCCCAAUGGCUCUGGGAAGUCCAAUUCCAUGGAUGCGAUCUCAUUCGUUCUAGGAAUCAAAUCUUCACACCUACGUUCCUCGCACCUCAGAGAUCUCGUUUACCGCGGUCGAGUUUUGAAGACUUCGAAAAUCAACGAUGAUGGAUCCGCAGCAGCCCCAGGAACGGAGGGGCACGAAGGUGGCGAUGCGGAAGACCCAGAAGAGGAAUCACAAUCGCAGAGAGCUACACGAAAUGAUCCCAAGAGUGCAUGGGUUAUGGCGGUUUACGAGGAUGAUGCCGGAGAUGAACAGAGAUGGAAGCGUACGAUUACGAGCCAGGGCGUGAGCGAGUAUCGUAUUAAUGACCGUGUUGUGACGGCGGUGCAAUAUAAUGAGGCCUUGGAGGCUGAAAACAUCCUCAUCAAAGCCCGAAACUUCCUGGUUUUCCAAGGAGACGUGGAGGCAAUCGCCUCACAAUCACCAAAGGACCUUACUCGACUGAUUGAACAAAUCUCUGGAAGCUUGGAAUACAAGGCCGAAUAUGAGCGACUGCAAGAAGAGGCAGAACAAGCAGCUGAGAACCAGACUUAUAACCUUCACAGGCGUCGGGGCAUCAAUUCGGAGAUCAAGCAAUACCAAGAACAGAAGAAAGAAGCGGAGGCUUUCCAGGCCAAGGCUGAAGAGCGUGAUCAUGCCAUUGUCACCCACAUACUUUGGAAGUUGUACCACUUCCAGCGCGUCAUGGAAGAAUCUAGUGCCAGUAUUCAGGAACACCAAGAAAACCUAAAGGAAUACCGCCGAGGCGUUGAAAAGUACGAAAAGGCCCUGGAUGAAGCGCGUACAUCUCAGGCCAAGACUAUCAGGGAUGUUUCCAAGGUCGAGCGAAACGUCAAGAGAAAGGAGAAAGAAAUUGAAGAAAAGGAGAACAACUUAGUCCCGAUCGAAGAGAAGGUUGAUCAUACAACGAACGAGAUUGCAAAGAUCCGCAGAAGAGCUGAUGCUGUAAUCAAAGAGCGAGAUGAGCAAGCCGCUCGGGUUGAAGCAGAGAAAAAGCAACUGAGCAUUGUCGAGAAAGCCCAGAAACAGUUCGAAGUCCAAUGGCAGGAGACUCUGAAGAAGCAAGGCAGGCAACUCAGCGAGGCUGAUUUCAAAGAGUACAACUCUCUCAGAUCGCAAGUUGUCACGAGGACUUCUAGCAACCAGUCAAAGUUGGACAAUCUUGUGCGACAAAUGAAGACCGACGAAGUGACUGCCAGCAGCUUGAAAGGCAAAGUAGAAGCAUCACAAGCAUCUGUCGAGAAAUUAGAAGGAGAGGUCAACACCAUCAAUGAGCGAAGGGAGGCUAUCAAGGCUACCGUGAAGGAGAUCACCAAGGAGAUCGAUACCAAGAAGAAGGAAUAUAGCCAUAUCCAAUCCGAACGCAUUCGCAUAAAUCAAAAUCACACAGAAAUGGAGGAGAAAUUACAGGCCCUUUUGAAGACUCUUAUCGAGGCAGAUGACGGUCGCCGGCAGAACGAGAAGGAAAUGCGGACCAAGGAAAUGGUGACAUCCCUCAAGCGUUUAUUUCCGGGAGUUCGAGGCCGUGUUGGUGAACUUUGCAAGCCCAAGCAAAAGAAGUACGAUGAAGCUGUGAUCACAGCCCUCGGUCGCGACUUCGACUCCGUGAUUGUGGAUACCGAGAAAACAGGUACUGAAUGCGUUCAGUACUUGAAAGACCAACACUUCAGCCCGAUGACUUUCAUUCCUUUAGACAACAUCAAGGUCAAUGCCGUCAACUCCAACUUAAAAGGCCUUCCCGGGGCCCGCCUGACCAUUGAUACGAUAGACUUCGACUCCUCCCUCGAACGGGCAAUGUCUUAUGCUUGUGGAAGUUCGAUCGUGUGCGAUGAUCUUGCAACCGCCAAACACAUCUGCUACGACAGACAAAUUCAAGUCAAGGCUGUCACAUUGGAAGGUUUUGUCAUUCAUAAAGCUGGUCUGAUGACUGGUGGUCGCGGCGCGGAGAAUAGAGGAAGCAAGCGAAAAUUUGAGGAAAGCCACGAUAUCGAAAACAUCAAGGCUAAAAUUCAAGCAAUGCGUGAUAACAUUGAGGCCCUGCCCAAAGUUAAUCGCAAGAGCGCUCACGAGGAGCAAUUGCAGAACGACUUGAGUGGAUUGGAACAACGCUUGGCCUAUGCCAAGAGCGAGCUCGCUGGAUUCGAGCAGAACCUUGCUAGCAAGAAGAAAGAGUUGGCUCAUGAGAACCAGCUAUUAAAUGACAUGGAACCCAAGUAUCGGCAAAAACAGGCAGAACUCGAAAGCUUACAGGCCAAGGUGGCUGAAUUCAGGGACGCCGUCGCCAAAGUCGAGGACGAAGUAUUCUCCGACUUCUGUACGAGGCUGGGCUACUCUGACAUUCGGGCAUAUGAAGCGCAGCAGGGCAGCUUGGAACAAGAAGCCUCGGAGAAGAGAAACGCUUUUGAGCUGCAGAAGGGAACCUUGCAGAGUCAACUGAAAUGGGAGACAGCAACUCACAUGGAGACAGCGAGUCGAGUCCAGCGAUUGGAAGACCAAAUCGCGAGACUUGAGCAGGAUAUCCAAACAUAUACCGCUGAUAAGGUGUCUCUCGAAAAUGCGAUUGAUAUCGACAGAGCCCAUGUAACUCAAUUGGAAGAUGAACUUGCAAAGCUGAAGGAGAAGCUUGCCGCAAAGAAUGAGAAAGUGACGGCGGCCCGGAAUGAACUCCAGAAACACAGCAAGGAAAUCGAUGCCCGAACUAAAGCCAUCGCGGGCUUGGAGGCAGAGGUACAACGAAACAGCGCAGGCAGAUAUGCUCUGCUACGUCGCUGUAAACUUGAACAAAUUGCCAUCCCUCUGACUGAAUCGUCGGCAAAGCUCGAUAGUCUUCCUGUGGACGAAAACAUUCUUCAGACGGACCCCGACGCUAUGGAUGUCGAUGACGGCGAGGAACCUGAGGAGAUUAUGAAAGAUUAUGGUAUUGAAGUUGACUUUGACGAGCUCGACGACGAUCUCAAAGUUGUUGGUGAGGAAGGUGUCGAAGAGCAGCUUCAAGAAAAGAUAGAGACCCUUAACUCGGAGCUCGAGAAGCUCAACCCCAAUAUGCGUGCCAUUGAUCGGUUAGAUGCUGUCGAAGAACGGCUCAAGGCCACAGAAAAGGACUUUGAAGAGGCGCGCCGCGCCGCGAAGAAAGCAAAGGAUGAUUUCAUUGCUAUCAAGGAGAAGCGCUUCGAUCUAUUCAACAAGGCCUUCACUCAUAUCUCGGAGCAAAUUUCUCACGUGUACAAGGACCUCACGCGCUCGGCGACCUUCCCUCUCGGUGGUCAAGCAUAUCUGGACAUCGAGGAUAGCGAUGCGCCUUACCUCUCGGGCAUCAAGUACCAUGCCAUGCCACCGCUCAAGCGAUUCCGUGACAUGGAGCAUCUUUCGGGAGGCGAGAAGACCAUGGCAGCACUCGCUCUCCUCUUCGCCGUGCACUCGUAUCAACCGAGCCCCUUCUUCGUCCUCGACGAGGUCGAUGCGGCACUCGACAACGCCAACGUGGAGAAGAUCAAGAACUACAUCCGCGAGCACGCAGGCCCGGGGAUGCAGUUCAUCGUCAUUAGUCUGAAAACGGGUCUGUUCCAGGGGAGUGAGAGUCUGGUGGGCGUGUUUAGGGACCAGGAGGCUAAUAGUUCGAAGACGUUGACGUUGGAUUUGCGCAAAUACGUAUGA